Benincasa hispida (wax gourd) is the source of this 764-nucleotide messenger RNA. It is a transcript of the gene NIMIN-2, whose product is annotated as NIM1-interacting 2. Gene Ontology annotation, biological process: regulation of systemic acquired resistance. The record is from RefSeq and is a predicted model, not a curated record. NCBI's taxonomy places the organism in Eukaryota, Viridiplantae, Streptophyta, Magnoliopsida, Cucurbitales, Cucurbitaceae.
CCUAAAAUAAUUUAAUAGCACCGCGCAUUAUAAAUUUUUGUACAGAAAAUUCUACACUCUCACAUCAAAAGCCUAAAGAAAAGAUUCUUUCGCCUACACCACUGACCACUAAAAACACGAUGCCGUUUGAGUUGUUUCCGGCGAGUCGGAGUACGGACAGAGGGAAAAGAAAGCGGGAAGACGAUGCCGGGACGGGAAGCCAGAGGGAUGCGGUGGCGGACAGAGGAAAAGAAGCGGAGACGGCGACGGAUGAAGAGGUGGAGGAGUUCUUCUCCAUUCUGAAGCGAUUACAUGCGGCGACGAAAUACAUAGAGAAGAUCGACGGUGCGAGCCGUUUGUUGAUGGGAAAGAGAUCGAAGCCGACGAAGUCGAGCGAGGAAGAAGCCGAUGAAGUUGAAAUUAGGGCAGAAAAAAUUCCAGAUCACAAAUUGGACAGAAAUUUGGAUCUGGAUCUGAACUUAGAGCCUGCAUGCGUUGAAUCGGAUGAUAAAACAAGCCGGAGUCAGAAUCUGAAAACGUCGUGCGCCGAUUCGGCCGCGGAUUCUUGCCGGAAGUAGAAAUUUCUGGCGCAGGUGAAAGUUUUGGCUGUACCUGAAAGAAAUCGAUGGCUGCGGAUCAUUCGGGGGGGGGGGGGGGGUGUAGGAAGAUGAAUUGAAAUUGGUUGCGGAUCCGGGUAAGACUGGCCCGAUCCAGAAUUCUAUAUUGCUAAUCUUUUUAAUUAAUGAAAAAUUAUGGAUGAAUGAUAUGGGAUGUUAUUUUAAUUA